AUGGGUCACCAGCAGCUCUACUGGAGUCACCCUUGCAAAUUCAGCCAGGGGUCUCAGUUGUGCUGCAUCUGUUCCAACCAGUGUGGCCUGAUCCCCAAGUAUGGCCUGAACAUGUGCCUCCAGUGCUUCCGGCAGUAUGCAAAAGACAUCAGCUUCAUCAAGUUGGACUAA
Messenger RNA from Trichosurus vulpecula (common brushtail), 171 nucleotides. Its product is annotated as 40S ribosomal protein S29-like. The coding region runs from base 1 to 171 and encodes 56 amino acids. The record is from RefSeq and is a predicted model, not a curated record. Lineage: Eukaryota; Metazoa; Chordata; Mammalia; Diprotodontia; Phalangeridae. Gene Ontology annotation, cellular component: cytosolic small ribosomal subunit. Gene Ontology annotation, molecular function: zinc ion binding; structural constituent of ribosome. The transcript has a single exon.